Coccinella septempunctata (seven-spotted ladybird) is the source of this 2474-nucleotide messenger RNA. It is a transcript of the gene Dll, whose product is annotated as homeotic protein distal-less-like. Bases 601 to 1572 code for a protein of 323 amino acids. Gene Ontology annotation, biological process: regulation of transcription by RNA polymerase II. The record is from RefSeq and is a predicted model, not a curated record. The transcript has 5 exons. Lineage: Eukaryota; Metazoa; Arthropoda; Insecta; Coleoptera; Coccinellidae. Gene Ontology annotation, molecular function: RNA polymerase II cis-regulatory region sequence-specific DNA binding; DNA-binding transcription factor activity, RNA polymerase II-specific.
CUUCAUUAUAGUACCUACGCUCGUAGGAAGUAGAUGCUCCGUCUCGUAUCGGCCAAUUUACGCAGUACGUCCACGUAAAAAACCGACAAUUUCGUGUAAUCGAGUCCCAAUUACGACGCGAAUUACACGUAUUAAGCGAGAGCGCUUUACUGCGACUACCCUAAUCAAUGUCAUUAACUCCUCCGAUCGUUAUUAGGUCCGGAUUUAUACGCGCGAUUUGACUGUUUUUUCGGAAGUGACGAUUUUAUUUAUUUUUUUACCCAAACAACCCUCACGCGGAUCUGUGACAGUGAUCUCCUAAAAGUGCACCAUCAGUGAAACAUUUAUGAGACAACGGACCCGAAGGUGAAGUGAACGAACAGAAAACAACAGACAAUAACUAAAAAUCGGCAGGAUUUGAUGUGCGUCGCUAAGGUGUCGAGGUGAACCAUCAGCAGCAGCAGCCUUACAGUGUAUCCCCCGGCGUACUCACCCGCUGUUAACGUCGGAACGCCUGCCGACGUCUCCACCGUGGACUCCAAGCAGUUCACCACGCUCAACUUCACCGAUCUGGGUUCCCCGUUCGGGGGCCCUCAGGAGGAUCCACCCGGGACGCCUACCAUGUCUAGCGAGGGACACUUGGGGCCGCCAACCCCUCACGAGUCCAACAACUCGACCCCGGUCUCGAAGAGCGCCUUCAUAGAGCUGCAACAGCACGGCUACGGCCCGCUCAGGACCAGCUAUCAGCACCACUUCAACUCUCCGGCGGGGAACGCUCACGGUGGACCUGGUGGCGGUCACGACGGAGGCUUCCCGAGCCCCAGGAGCGCCCUGAGCGCCUACCCCUUUCCCCCGAUGCACCAGAAUUCUUAUACCGGAUACCAUCUAGGAUCUUAUGCCGCCAAUUGUCCACCCUCUCCCAAAGAUGACGACAAAUGCUUGUCGCUGGAAAGGCCUUCCGGUGGCGGAAAAGGGAAGAAAAUGAGGAAACCUCGCACGAUAUACUCCAGUUUGCAGCUGCAACAGUUAAACCGAAGAUUUCAAAGGACACAAUACUUAGCUUUACCGGAAAGGGCGGAAUUGGCAGCUAGUUUAGGAUUAACGCAAACUCAGGUUAAAAUAUGGUUCCAGAACAGACGGAGUAAAUACAAGAAAAUGAUGAAAGCGGCACAGGUACCCGGAGGUAACAACAACAAUGGAACGCCUGGGGGCCACGCGGGGCUCCUUGGCUCUAAUGCCAACCUGCCAUCGUCGAGUCCAGGGCCGCAGGGCCAGGGUAUGAUGCAAGGCGGAGGCUCGUCGAGCGGCUCCCCGUCGACGGCCGGCUACAUGCAGCACGGCUCGUCCCCGGCUCCCAGUUCCACCCCCGGGUCGGACAUGUCCGGCCACCAGGGAGGCGGCGCGCCCAGUCCAGGCUCGACGGCGGGUUGGGGCGACGUAAAACCGGGCUGGGGAGACGUGAAGCCCCAGCAGCCCAUCCAUCCGCCCCAUCAUCCGCACCCCGCGCCGCCCCAUCCCCACGCGCCGCCGCCCCACAACUACCUGCCGCAGUACUCGUGGUAUCCCACGGACAAUCCGGGCCUUUUAACGUGAAGUAUGGCCAGCAGUCUAGUGAAUCCGAAGUGAUCAGUUACUAAUCUAGGAAUCGAUAAACAAAUUGAAAACAUACAAAGUGGACUCUAAAAAGAGCGUUGAGUGUUAUAGAUAUGUUACAUUUGUCUAUUAUGUUGUUACUAAGUUGUAUAGUUAACGAGAAAGUUAUAUAUUCCCGGUGAGAACAGAUCGAGACGGUAGUGACAGUUCCAGAUUAUGUAUAAUUUGAAUUUCGUAAAGUUUCUGGUGCAAUAUGUAAACAAAAUUAGAAGGUGAAACGUUCGAUCCAAGAUAUGUUUGAAUUGGUACUCGACACGAAGCUAUCUUGAUUGUAGAUAUAGCCAAGUGUACAUAAAUUAAUAUUUUUCAAUUCCGAUGAGUCAUUCCGCGGCCUCGACUUCUUGGAAAUGCUGGAUUUCCUGGGAAACGGAAUAAUUCCUCGUUUUAUUAUUUUUUUUCGAAGCUAUCCUCUUGUCGAGUACCCCCCUCGUCAUUUUGAUUUUAUUUCAGAACGAUAAGCACACGGUUGUGGAAUAAAAUUGUAAAUUAUGUCCAAUCCGACUGUAUGUCGGUUAUGAUGUUGUACAGGCUGUUUCUCCAAAGAGGUACGAGCGAUCUCCUGUGAUCAAUUGUUGAUUUUCAUGAAUACUUUGCAUCCGCAUCCACUUCCGUUCUCUCUUUGGCCGAAACGGCGGUUGUAUACUGAUUUUUAGUGAUUCCUGUAUAAUAAUAUAAACUAAUAGUUGUUGAUGAUUGUGGUGCGUGUAAAGUAAAAAAGAAGAUGUACCUUAUAAUGUAAAGUAGUGUUAAUUCGAUCAGAACCUGUCUUUUAUUUAGAUUGAGAUAUUAUUAUUACAUGAAAAAAUUUCUAAAUGUGUACAAUAUAUAUAAAUAACGAAAAA